This is a messenger RNA of Pochonia chlamydosporia 170, 2745 nucleotides long. Its product is annotated as rRNA maturation protein. The record is from RefSeq and is a predicted model, not a curated record. NCBI's taxonomy places the organism in Eukaryota, Fungi, Ascomycota, Sordariomycetes, Hypocreales, Clavicipitaceae. Gene Ontology annotation, biological process: maturation of SSU-rRNA. The coding region runs from base 1 to 2745 and encodes 914 amino acids. The transcript is spliced from 2 exons. Gene Ontology annotation, cellular component: nucleolus; small-subunit processome; Noc4p-Nop14p complex.
AUGGCAGGUUCACAGCUCAAGCGCCUCAAGGCGUCCUUGAGAGAACAAGGCAUAACUGGACCUCAGCAGUCAAAAAAACAGCGGCGCAAGAAUGCUGAGGAGGGAAAAGCUCGGAACGACAAGAGACUACAGCGUGGCGUGGUUUUGGAAGGCAUCCGCGAGCAGUUCAACCCGUUUGAUUUGAAACAUGCUGCUCGAGGUCCGAAAUUCGAGGUGACAACCAACCGAGUCGCUACGGGAGAUGCAGCUAAAGGAAUUCGAGGACGGCCCGGCGUUGCGAGGGCCGUUGGUGAAGAAAGGAGACGCGAAACCCUCUUGGUUGAUAUGCAGCGACGAAACAAGGUCGGGGGUAUCCUCGACAGACGAUUUGGUGAAAACGAUCCCACCAUGGCGCCAGAAGACAAAAUGCUCGAACGGUUCGCCAGAGAAAAGCAACGGAGUCACAAAAAGAGUUCAAUGUUUGAUCUAGAAGAUGAUGUCCCCCUAGAGGGGGGCCUCACCCACGGAGGAAAGGCUUUGGAAUUUGAUGACGACGAACCGGUGGACGAUUUCCAGGAAGACGAUCUUGACAUGGACUACGACAGUGAUGGGUCCGUGAGAGAGGCACAGAGACUGAAGCGACUUCGGUCCAUGGCAUCAGCCGAAAAUAAUGAAGACGAUGAGGAAGAUGAGCCGCAAAGAAAAAAGACUAAGAAGGAGGUUAUGGAGGAGCUCAUCGCAAAAUCGAAGAUGCACAAGUAUGAGCGACAAGCUGCCAAAGAAGUUGACGAUGACGUGCGUGCGGAGCUCGACAAAGAACUGCAAAGUAUUCAAAUGCUGCUCACUUCAACCAAGGGCUCACGGCGUGAGAAUGGUGCCGAUACUUCACACAUUUCUUCAAUCGCUGGUGUGGACAGAAAUGCCUUCGACAGGAACUUUGAUCUUGAAGUCAAGAAGCUGGCCCAAGACAAGCGUGCUCAGCCCACAGACCGCACCAAAACUGAAGAAGAAAAGGCGGAAGCAGAGUCCAGGAGAUUAAAGGAGCUCGAGGACAAGCGUCAGCGACGAAUGAGAGGAGAGGAUGUGACAGAUAGCGAAGCCGAAUCAGACGCCGACAAUGACAAGUCCAACGGAGCGGGCGAGAUGGAAGUUGACGAUGAAGAGGAUGAUUUUGGGUUGGGUAGCGGUAUCCGCACGCGCCCAACUGCUACAGAGUUGGGCUUUGAUGACGAAGAUGACUUCAUCAUUGACGACGACCUUGUUGCCAGUGGUUCGGAUUUGGAACCUAUUGACAGCGACGAGGAGUCUGGAGAAGACGAUGAGGACACUUCACAGCAGGACGAAGAGGAAGACGAGGAAGACGAGUUCACCAAGGGCUUGCUGAACGAAGAAGAAGCAAGAAAUCCCAUUUUUCGGGUUGUCGACUCUGAUGCAAAAGCGGCUGUCGCCCAAAAGUCUGACGACCAAGGACUGCCGUUCACCUUUCCUUGCCCCCAGUCUUGCGAAGAAUUUGAGGCCAUUACUCAAUCGUAUCCUCGCAAAUCCUUGCCAACUAUCGUUCAACGAAUUCGAGCUCUUCAUCACCCUAAGCUAGACAGCAAAAACAAGGAGAGGCUCGGCAACUUUGCCAUUGCCCUCAUCGACUUUGUGGCCCUGCCAUGGGAUGAAACAUCGUCUCCGCCAUUCUCGGUAUUAGAGAGCCUGAUCCGUCAUAUCCACUCUCUUUCCAAGAUGUUCCCGACAGAAGUUGGCAGAAGAUUUCGCCAUCACAUCUCGCAGAUUGGUGAAGAACGACCCUUGGCUCUGCAACCAUCAGACCUUGUCGUGUUAACCGCUGUGGGCACCACAUUUCCCACGUCGGAUCAUUUCCACCAAGUAGUGACGCCAGCCAUGCUCACCAUGGGCCGGUUCUUGGGUCAGAAAGUCCCACAAAAGCUAUCUGAUUAUGCAACUGGCACAUAUCUCACCAUUUUGUCUCUGCAAUAUCAGCAGUUAUCUAAGAGAUUUGUUCCCGAGGUUGCAAACUUUUGCUUGAACACGCUGUGUGCUCUGUCACCAGCAGGGCCAACAAAGCAGCUUGGGAGCUUCCCUCGGCACGAACCCCCGGCCGGCAUAAGAGCUCGUAAAUUGGGCGAAGCUGCCGUUAGAAAGUUGACCUUUUCGGAUUGCUCUGCUGUCAACCAUGAAGAUGGUUCUGUGAAGGCCGCAAUCUUGGCCACUGUUCUAGAUGUCCUAGAUGCUGCUGCUGAGCUAUGGACUGGCAAGGAAGCGUUCAUAGAGACAUUCAGCCAAGUGGUCAGGGUACUCAAGCACGUCACUAGCAAAUCGUGCCGUUCUCAGCUACCCUCUCGGAUCAUUGACAGAGCAGAGAAGCUCACAGCUAAAAUGGAGCGCAUGCUCAGCCUUGCGCAGAUAUCACGCCGGCCCUUGGAACUGCACCACCAUCGGCCGCUGGCAAUCAAGACGUACAUACCCAAGUUUGAAGAGACGUUCGAUCCCGAUAAGCACUACGAUCCUGACCGUGAGCGGGCUGAGUUGGCCAAGUUGAAGAAAGAGCACAAGAAGGAACGCAAGGGAGCAAUGAGGGAGCUGAGGAAGGAUGCCAACUUCAUGGCCAGAGAGAAGCUCCGAAUCAAGAAGGCCAAGGACGAGGCUUACGAGAAGAAGUUCAAGAGGAUCGUAUCGGAGAUUCAAAGCGAGGAAGGCAAAGAGGCCAAUUUGUACGAGAGAGAAAAGUCAGCGAGAAAGCGUGCCAGGAACAGGUAG